Messenger RNA from Uloborus diversus, 555 nucleotides. RefSeq lists its product as uncharacterized. The record is from RefSeq and is a predicted model, not a curated record. The coding region runs from base 1 to 555 and encodes 184 amino acids. Gene Ontology annotation, biological process: DNA integration. Lineage: Eukaryota; Metazoa; Arthropoda; Arachnida; Araneae; Uloboridae. Gene Ontology annotation, molecular function: nucleic acid binding. The transcript has a single exon.
AUGCUCAUAGAAAGUAAACAUCAAGAACUCAGACAUGCUGGAGUUCAGGCGUUGAUGAAUCAUCUCAGAGAGAACUAUUGGAUUCUCCAGAACCGGAAAACGGUUAGAAAAGCUAUCUCGACAUGUGUACGAUGCAAACGAUUCACUGUGACCCAUUCAGAACCGAAAUGCCCUCCUUUACCUGAGGAUAGAGUUAGAGAUGCAACAAUAUUCGAAAUCACAGGAACAGAUCUUGCUGGACCGUUAUACUUGAGAGACGGAACGAAAGCCUGGAUAGUUCUCUACACUUGUGCUGUGUAUCGUGCAGUGCAUAUAGAACUGAUAACCUCUCUAACUGCAGAAGCCUUUUUCCAAGCAUUAAGAAGAUUUAUUGCUAUACGAGGAAGGCCAGAAAUUUUAUAUUCCGAUAAUGGAGGCAACUUCGUUAAAGCUCACAAUGAAUUAAGCAAACUAGAUUGGGGAAAGAUAGAAUCACAGUCGUCGCUGAAGAAAAUAACCUGGAGGUUCAUACCACCUUCAGUCUCCCUUCGUGGGGCGGAUGGUGGGAGCGGUUGA